Molecule: messenger RNA, 591 nt
Organism: Arabidopsis thaliana (thale cress)
Lineage: Eukaryota; Viridiplantae; Streptophyta; Magnoliopsida; Brassicales; Brassicaceae
Exons: 1
Coding region: 50-484 (144 amino acids)
Source: RefSeq, marked reviewed
AACAAAUAUUGAAUCUUGAUCACCGAAAACCAAAAUUUCAUUAGAUUCAAUGGCUAUGGCUAGUAGUAGUAGCAGCUCGUCAUUGUUUCCUAUCCAACAACAACCUCAACAACAAUUAGGAGGCAAUGAGAUCACACCUAUGGCUACCAAUGCCAAUCUAAUCGCAGCACCAAACGCUCCAAACCAUUACUCUUCCAGCUCCAUUGGACCCUUCUUCGCUGUCAUAUCUGUUCUCAUCAUUCUUGCUGUUCUCUCCUGCUUCUUGGGUCGAUUCUGCGCACGGAGCCGCCAGAGAACUGGUCUAGUGGCUGAAGUCAAUCCGUUGGAGAUGAUAAAGAGUGGUGGGCUUUUAGGUUGGCUGAGACGAAAAUGGAGACGGUGUUUGGCCGGAGAUGUUGAGGCCGGAGCUAAAGUUGCUGAUUGUGCUAGCAAAGAAACACCUAAAGAUAAUGAUCAAAUUCGUCUAGAAGCACCUCCAGCUUGAUCUCGGUGCAUGUGACAGAGACUAGUAAUAAGAGUUUCAAUAUUCGAAGUAGAUUGUAAGCUAAACUAUAUCAUUAUUGCAAUGUUAUUUUCAAUUCUCAAUUUCAU